Molecule: messenger RNA, 2220 nt
Organism: Diaporthe amygdali
Lineage: Eukaryota; Fungi; Ascomycota; Sordariomycetes; Diaporthales; Diaporthaceae
Exons: 2
Coding region: 1-2220 (739 amino acids)
Biological process (GO): carbohydrate metabolic process
Molecular function (GO): alpha-L-fucosidase activity
Source: RefSeq, a predicted model, not a curated record
AUGGAUUCGAGUAGUUCCCCAACCGCGGCUCAAGAUAUACACGCAGGCGCAGGCGAGCAGAACGCGCCGAUCACAGAAGACCAGCCCUUACACCUUCACUACAACCAGCCCUCCAAAGAAUGGUCCGAAGCCCUUCCCGUCGGCAACGGCCGCCUGGGUGCUAUGGUCCAUGGCCGAACGACCACCGAGCUACUACAACUUAAUGAGGACUCGGUUUGGUAUGGCGGACCGCAAGACCGUACGCCACGCGAUGCCUAUCGAAACCUUUCUCUGCUUCGGCAACUCGUCCGAGAGUGUCGGCAUGCCGAGGCCGAAGAGCUGGUCCGGACCGCAUUCUUCGCGUCGCCGGCGAGCAUGCGGCACUAUGAGCCCUUGGGUAACUGCUACUUCGAAUUUGGACACGGUGAUACAUCGGGAUAUCGAAUGAGGCUGAACCGUGUCAGCGAGUUCGAGUGGGAGACAAAUGAGUUUCUCGAUAGUGUUCGCGCGCAAGAGAAGCAAAUCGUGCUGAAAGCGACUCCUGGCGGGGAGCAUAGUAACCGGCUAGCUCUCGUCCUCGGCAUCAGCUGUGACGACGAUGUCCAGAGUUCUGUCGAGGCUGUGGGCAACUGUCUUGUUGUGACCUCUUCUGCAUGUACCAUAGCCAUUGGUGCCCAGACAACAUUCCGAGCAUCAGACUUCGAGAAGGCUGCUAUUAGUGAUGUCAAUAAUGCACUACGUCAGCCAUGGCAGGUGCUUCUUGACAGGCACGUUUCUGACUAUCAGUCACUCUUCGGCCGCGUUGAUCUCCGCAUGUGGCCGGAUGCCUCACACAUACCGACAGAUCAACGCAUCAAGAACCGCUGCGACCCGGGGCUUGUCGCUUUAUACCACAGUUUCGGGCGAUACCUACUGAUCUCGUGCAGCCGUGAUUCACACAAGCCACUGCCGGCUAACCUGCAAGGUCUUUGGAAUCCUUCUUUUGCACCACCGUGGGGAGCUAAGUUCACCAUCAACAUCAACAUUCAGAUGAACUACUGGCCCGUGGCUUCGUGCAAUCUGUAUGAGUGCGCCUUGCCAUUUGUUGACUUGUUGGAAAGGAUGGCAGAGAGAGGUCGAAAGACAGCGGAGACUAUGUAUGGGUGCAAAGGAUGGUGUGCCCACCACAACACGGACAUUUGGGCAGACACGGAUCCCCAGGACAAAUGGAUGCCAGCGACUUUGUGGCCGCUCGCAGGCGUCUGGGUCUGCGUUGACAUGAUGAAACUGGUGAGGGAACGGUAUGAUCGGAGCCUGCACGAGCGCCUCGCGCCGAUUCUCGAAGGCUGCGUCGAGUUCCUGCUUGACUUUCUUGUCCCAUCCGAGUGUGGGAAAUACCUCGUGACGAAUCCAUCCCUCUCGCCGGAGAACACAUUCGUGUCAAACGGCCAACAGGGCAUCCUCUGCGAGGGGUCAACAAUGGAUAUGGCGAUUAUAGACAUGGCCUUCGAGUACUUCUUGUGGACGGUCGAGAAGCUAUACGGAGGGUCUCAUCCUUUGGCUGAUAAAGUCGAGGAGGUGACACUGCCGCCAGUGCAAAUCAACGACAAAGGUCUCAUACAAGAAUGGGGACUAAAAGACCACGAUGAGCUUGAGCCAGGCCACAGACAUGUUUCGCAUCUCUUCGGCCUGUAUCCAGGCAAUACACUCCGCACCCAUGAGGAGAUGGAGGCUGCGAGGAAAGUACUUGAAAGGAGAGCAGCACAUGGGGGAGGACACACUGGAUGGAGCAGGGCGUGGCUGGUCAACUUGCACGCUCGCUUGAGAGAUUCCGAUGGUGCCGGGAAGCACGUGGAGCUUCUCCUGGGAUCCUCGACUCUCCCAAACAUGCUGGACAACCACCCUCCAUUUCAGAUCGACGGCAACUUCGGGGGAUGUGCAGGCAUCCUAGAAUGUCUUGCGAGGCGUUGGGAGCCGACUCUGUACGGUGCUGGUGUGACACUGCUACCAGCCUGUCCGAGAGAGUGGGAACAUGGAACACUGACAGGGCUCCACGUCCGUGAUGGCUGGACCAUCUCUUUCCAAUGGAAGGAUGGUAAGGUGAUUGAUCCUGUGACGGUUCGGAACUCUACUCAUGAUGGCUCCUCGAUGACUAUCAAAUAUCCGGAUGCGAAGAUUGCCGUUGUCCGAGGGUUUGGGGAGCACCGGAUAGUGCACGGUGAUCUGAAAGCCAGAGAAGGGGCAUGUGGGGAUUUUAGAUGA